CGGGGGGUGGGGGUGAAUGGGACGCGGGUGUCGACAUAGUAGCGGGUGUUGACAUGGUGUUGGUUCGGGGGCUCUGAUGCCGAGGCCCAAUGACGUGACGAAGGAUGCAAGCGCGCGGCCAUGGUUAGCUACUUAUUCAGGAAAUGAGGACAACUCGAGUUGCCACUGCGGCCGAGAAGAGCCCCCAUCGUGACCAAUUGUCAAUUCUAAGGACAGGGCCGAGCAUCCGUGCGAAAUUGAUGUGGUUAACUCUGCGCCGGCACGCUCCACGAGACUCAGGGUGGGCAAUGAGUGGCGACAUUUUCCGUUCGUGCUUCUCAGACAAGGGAUAAAAUAUUGCUUUCUGCGCGCAGAAUUGCACCAUCUGACAGGAAAUGUGUCUAGAUCUGCGUUGGCGAGUGUUUUGGCGCAACAUCAACGGGGUUCUCAAGUUUCUUGCAUCUCAUUCGGCUUUUUCAGACAUCUGGCGCAGGACGAGAUACAUUUUCGUCGCCGCCUACCUCAACGAGCCUCGAUGGAUGUCUACUCAGUACACUGUGACUUAGGAGACUUCUCGCGGGAAAGCACCGAGACUCCUGCAGAAAUUCUUUACAUGUAUUCGAACAGACUGGGAGAUGCUUUUCAGAAAUCUGUUGAAGUCUGCUCUGUUCACGUGUGAGAAGUUUAGAAUAGUCAUCUGAAGGACAGUCAACACACCCACCAAUCGGACGAUAUCUUUGCCAGAAGACGUCAAUCAUGAGGAUAUCGCCGUGCAAUCAGUCACUGGAUAUGGGCUGUUUCGAUCCGGACUUGGCCUACAGCUUGAAAACAAUUGCCAUCGCCGUGGUUUUCUUGACCGGUUCACUUGGUGUGGCGAUUCCUCUUGUGGGCAUGGGAUUCAAAUUUCUGAAAUUGGACGGCAAUUUCUUCAGUGUCACCAAGGCAUUUGCAGCUGGAGUCAUUCUCUCCACAGGGUUUGUACACAUUUUGCCGGACGCGCAAGAAGCGCUUUCCAAUCCCUGUUUGCCACAGUGGCCAUGGUCUCAGUUCCCCUUCGCUGGAUUCGUUGCUAUGUCUGCUGCUCUUCUGACUCUGCUCACUGAAACGCUCGGCACGGAGUACUACGAGAAUCAGCAUUCUCACAGCCAUGGACAUACUGAGGAUUAUGAGAAACUCCCGACUCGUAAGUCCAUCCUCGACUCGGACAGCACGCACGAACCAUUGCUUCAGAACAGCUCGACGAGCUUGGCAGUUGCUGAGCCUGUACACAAGACAAAUGGUAGCCAGCAUCAUGAGAAACAUACAGAACGAUCGCACACACACACGCCCAAUGGAGGGGCUGACGAGGAGGCUGGUCACAAUGGUAAUCACUUGGUCCUCGCAAACGGCAACCGAAACACGGUCGAGGAUCUUGAAGUACACAUACACAACAUAGUCAUUUCCCAGGUUCUAGAGGUUGCUGUCAUCGCACAUUCCUUCAUAAUCGGCCUUUCCCUGGGAGUAUCGGAGAAUCCAUGUGCCAUUAAACCGCUUCUGGCCGCUUUAUCAUUCCAUCAACUCUUCGAAGGCUUCGCUCUUGGAGGAUGCAUUUCGCAGGCUGGUUUUGGCGGAUGGUCUGCUUUCUUAAAGGCGGGUGCCUUUGCAGUAACAACACCCAUUGGAAUAGUGACGGGAAUGUUCGUGGCCUCCAGCUAUCGAGCCAACACGCCUAGAGCAUUGAUCGUGGAAGGGUUAUUCGAUGCCGCCUCUGCUGGUAUACUCAUUUACAUGGCUUUGGUGGACUUGAUCGCUACGGAUUUCCGCAGCGAGCGCAUGCGUUCCAAUAUCCAUUUGAAGUGCAUGGCGUUCUUGGCAUUGCUCGGAGGCACUCUGAGUAUGUCUGCCAUUGCCUUCUGGCUGUAGAAUGACUUUUUGUGGAGGAUUUUUGUGUACAUUUGCAUAUUACGGCUGGCGAGAUGAACGUUCACAUGGAGAGGUGUCGGUUGUUUUUGCUGGGUCUACUGGAAGGUAGACACACAAUGUUCGGAAAGGCUGCUUCCAAGCUCUCACGCGCUACUUCUCCAGAAGAACCCCAAAGAGACGAAGUACGCAUUGGUCCAGUGUGCUCAACCCAUGGAUCAAGCACAAUGUCUAGCAGAGUGAGAGCUUAUUUGGUCUGAAGCAUUGACUGGGAGGUCUCAAAUAUUCGAGAAAAUCUCCCCUGAAAUGGGAUAAACAGAAUCUCUGUAGAAUAUAGUUUCCACGAAUUGAGCAUUUGACUCGAGUGUACGAGCAAUAAGCCGUGGGAGGCUUGGAUGAAGUCUGAGUCUGACGGUCCUGAGAGUCCAGGAUGAUAGCAGGUGGGGUUGAUGUCUCUCUUACCUCCACAAGAUGAGAACGAUGUGUUGGAGAACUGCUGAGGAGUAGACAACCGGACUGGGCCGCAUUUCGGGACAGGACAUCUCCCGAUACAGCACCAGUCCAGUCUUCAAGGUGAAGACAGAGAAGGGUGUAUCAUGGAUCAUGAGAGAGAACGACUUCUAGCAGGUAUACGCCCUUCUUGAGAAGAACAUUGAUGUCUUUGGGUUGGCUUAUCACGACGUACAGGAAAUUAUGACAGCCGUUCUCUGGAUUAAAGGUUAGCUCCUGGUUUCUACAGGGUGAAAUGAAGAAAUUUUUUUAGGGGCCGUUUCGCUGUUAGCUUCCAACUUCGAAACUUCAUUCAAGCACUCAUCCCACACAGCUAGAAUUUCAGCUUUGUUUUCAUACAGCACCUUCAGAUGGCUCAUCUUUAUGCUGAUGGAAACCAGAAAUGUACACUUCUGCACAUCUGUGUAUACUAAACGAGUAGAAUGUGACGGCUUUAAGCCGAGGUGCAUC
Molecule: messenger RNA, 2838 nt
Organism: Marchantia polymorpha subsp. ruderalis
Lineage: Eukaryota; Viridiplantae; Streptophyta; Marchantiopsida; Marchantiales; Marchantiaceae
Source: the annotation of a GenBank genome assembly